AUGGUAAAGACUACAUCUCAGAAAGAGUAUAACUUAAAAAUUUUCACUAUUUCCCAUCCCCUUGAAUAUGAUGGGGAUCCUGAUCCCAUUGUUAAUACUAAUUGGAUAUCUGAGAUUGAGGGUGCUUUCAGAAUUACUAAAUGCCUUCCCGAGUUAAAGACGAUCUAUGGUGCAAGUAGGUUAAGAGGGGGUGCUAAGCGGUGGUGGGAUGAACAAAUCAGAGUUAAAGAAUUCUAUAAGUCUUUCCGUCCUGAAGCAAAAAUUGCUAAACUUCGCGCUGAGUUCUCAACUACACCUCAAGGGUCAUUAGACUUGAAUUCUUUUAAAAAUCAGUUUUUGGAUAAAGUUCAAUUCUUCCCAGAGUAUCUCAAUAGUGAUGAUUUGCUUAAAGAACAUUUUCAUAGGCUUCUCCGUACAGAUCUGCGAAAAUGCAUUAGUCUUGUGCAGAUGAAGUCUUUUACUGAGCUAUACAAUGUUUCUAGAGGUUUCAAAGUAGAGGAUACUAGGACGGAAAAUCUUCCACAAAAGAGGAAAAUUGAGUUAUUUCAAACGUCUAGUAAAAAGGUUGAUGGAAACGGUACUUCUGGAGGCGGUGAGGAAUGGAGUAGUGAUUCCUCUCCGUGUCAUACUGGUGGGAAAAUGCAUUUAAGUGAAUGUUGGGCUGAUGUGAGAAAUUGUUAUAGGUGUGGAAAACAAGGACAUUUUAUGAAGGGUUGUACAUCUUAG
Molecule: messenger RNA, 726 nt
Organism: Erigeron canadensis
Lineage: Eukaryota; Viridiplantae; Streptophyta; Magnoliopsida; Asterales; Asteraceae
Exons: 2
Coding region: 1-726 (241 amino acids)
Molecular function (GO): zinc ion binding; nucleic acid binding
Source: RefSeq, a predicted model, not a curated record